Messenger RNA from Chelonoidis abingdonii (Abingdon island giant tortoise), 5993 nucleotides. NCBI's taxonomy places the organism in Eukaryota, Metazoa, Chordata, Testudines, Testudinidae. The record is from RefSeq and is a predicted model, not a curated record.
GUGAUCUGCGAGUACAUGAUAAAAAUGGAAGAAAUCCACAGUGCUGGGCUUUGUCAGCUGGAAAGGAAAGUAGUGCUCAGAUGUUAGAAUUUAUACAGCGUUGUGCAUCACACAUGCAGGCUGCAAUUCAGAAUUUCCCCUCUGAUUUACUUAGGAAGGUUGGUUCAUCAAAAGUACUGGUCUGCAACCCAUCUAGAUUUGGUGGGAUUACUCAAGGAAAUGCUGACAGUCCUCUGACUAGACUUCUAAAAGGUGGAGCAAAUUCAUCAAGAAACAUCUACAGUUUUGGCUUUGGGAAGUUUUAUCUAACAGGCAGUAGGCAGCUAGGGUACCUGGCAUCUCUCCCUAUCAUUUGGGAUAAAGAAGUGGUUCAGGCAGAUGAUGAGGCAACAUUCUCUUUCCACACUGGACCAUACAUGAUCAUGACAAAUUUAAUGUGGGGCAGCAGCAGAGUCACAGUGAAGGAGCUCAGCCUUAAACCACAUCAGAACUGUAGUAAACUACGUUUAGCUGAUCUUUUAUUAGCAGAACAGGAAUAUAGCAGUAAACUUCGUCAUCCUCAUUUGCUGCAAUUGAUGGCAGUUUGUCUGUCCAAUGAUCUGGAAAAAACCCGUUUGGUGUAUGAGAGAGUUAACUUUGGCUCACUAUACAGCAUCCUUCAUGAAAGGCGUUCAGAAUUCCCAGUAUUGCACAUGGAGACAAUUGUGCAUCUGCUGCUUCAGGUUAAUGAUGCUUUGAGGUUUUUGCACUCACGGGGAUUUAUCCACCGUUCACUCACCUCUUAUGCUGUACAGAUUGUUUCUGCUGGUGAGGCAAAGUUAACCAACUUGGAGUACAUGAUAGAAAGCAAGGAUGGAGGAGACCACAGUGAUCUCACACGUGUUCCAGUCCCAGCCCAGCUGUAUAAGUGGUGUGCUCCUGAAGUAAUCCUUGAAAAGGCUGCCACAGUCAAAUCAGACAUUUAUAGCUUCUGUAUAGUAAUGCAGGAAGCCCUAACAGAAACUCUUCCCUGGAAUGGGCUUGAAGGCUCAGGAAUUAAAGAAUUCGUAGUUUCUGGGCAACAUUUGGAAAUGGAUGUCAGGCUUCCUAACCCGUACUAUGACAUUGUAAAGACAGGUCUAGCACCUAAACAAAACGACCGCUCCAUGAGUCUUCAGGAUAUUCGCUAUAUAUUGAAGAAUGAUUUAAAGGACUUGAUUGAGUCUCGAAUUGGUCGCUCUGAUGAAAGCUCAACUGCACAAAGGCAUGAAAUAUUUUCAGAUAUAAACAUCUGUUUGGGGUCCACAUCUAAUUACAAGAGGGAAACGCUAGAGCUGCAAGGAGAGGCGAUAACAAAGACUGAUGGCAGCUUUACUGUGCCAAGGUGUUCAGUUUCUCCUGCUGAAAAAGAAUCCAUUAUAGAUCGUGAGGGUAUAACUUGUAUUCAGCCAGUUAUACAGGAUCUGAGCCAAGAUAUAGCUUCUGAACUCCAGAGGACCUACAGUGUUAGCGAGGUAGACGACAGCCUCUGUAGUUUUGAAAUCAAUGAAAUCUAUGCAUGUUAUCCAGAAUUACAUGAAGAUGUUCUGGAAGAACUAGCUGGAUUAGAUCGUGCUUUGGAAGAUCAAAUAAAACAGCAAAAUGUAGACGAGGACAGAGCCAUCUCCCAGAUCCUACCUCCGCUUCCUAAAAUUCAGUUAGUUGAGCAGCCAAAUUCUAGUGAAGAAGGCAGCUCUUCAGAAAUGGGUACAGAGUACAGUAUAGAGGAGGUAGAGAGACUAAGUGAGGCCUCUGAGUCCUGCAUGCUGCGCUGUUUGGGAGCAGAUGUCAGGGAAAGUGUGUGUAGCCCAUCCAAAACUGAGCAGCACAUCAGCAAAUGCGUCCUUAAUCUCAAGAUUUCUCAGACCUUAUUGCGGCAGGCAACGGAUUCCCUUUACAGAACAGAGGAGAAAUUAGACAAAUUAGAGUCUGUUCAAAACCAGCACAAACUGCUUAAGGAAAUCCAAGCAGAGCAAGUUUCUAAGCAGAAGUCCAUAGAGAGCUACUUAAAUAAAAUUGAUGAUAUUCUCAAAAAUAUCAAGAUCCCCUUGUCAGGUGCUGAUGCUUUUUUGUGGAAGGCAGUAGGCCCUCCAUCAAGGAACUAUAUACCACCACCACUGCGAGUGCCUGGGGCGCAAAGUGCAUUGGAGGUUGACCAUUUCCAGGCUAUCUCAAAAGCUGUGAAGGAACCAAGAGCAAUUCAGAGUGAGAAGAUUGAGUGCGUUGAUCAAAGACGUAAGAAUAAAGAUGACUGCCAGAAUGAUUUCAGCUCCAACAUGGUGAAGAGUACUGAGGUUCGAAUAGUGCCAAGCUAUCAGCAAGUGCAUUCACAUGUGGCUGUAAGACGGAAAAAAAAUAUCAACUUGCAACACCAUAGAGGAACUGAUUCAAGUUUUGGAGGAAGUGGAAUCGAGGAAGAGAAAUGGUUUUUUCCAAAAUCAGCAUCUGAAAUUUAUAACACAAGGAGAAGUGAGGAGCGAAGGAUGGUGCAGUCAGAAUGGAAAACUGAAGUGAAACAAAUCGCUAAAAUAGUGGCGUCUGGGCAGCUGAGACUUCUCCCUCCGUAUUUGCCGAGUGAAUGCACCUCAGAAAGCGAGGCAGAAAGCGUGAAGGAAGCCUUUCCACAUAUCACCUUCAGGGGCCAGGAAUGCGUUGGGUGGCAGAGAAAGGAUGGCAGGUGGCACACAAGCAAUGGCACUGAAACCCAGGAUCUGGGCAGGAAGGAUGAGUCAGAGGAGAGUGACUUGGAGUCUGUAUUCAGAAGUUUUGCAGGCAGAAGUUGGCAGUCUCUAGCAAAAGAUGAGCAAGCAGAGUGCGGAGCAAACCUUCCUAAAAAUUCAAUCAGUCCAACAGAAGCUGAGAAUCCCUGCUGUGAACAUUCAAGUGAAUUAACUUGUUCCCCCAAUUCCUCUCCUGACAUAUCAGAUGAGUUUUUCACUCCUGAUCCGGAUUAUUUGUUCUUUCCAGCUCCUCAGGAAAACUCUGAACGAGAGACCUCAAGUUCUGAAGAUGAGUUAGAAGUUACCCAAGAAGCCUGUGUACAGAAACAGACCUCUGCUGAUACAGAGUCAGGAGAGAAAAUGUUUAUGUGCAACGCAGCAGUAAAAGGCCUUGGCAGUAACGAAAAGGGAGUGAAUCAAGUCAGCCAUACUUCUGUAGCCAGUGCUGAAGUAUCACAAGAAAUGAUAUCUAAGGAGACACCGAAAGAGUUCAAAGAGAAAGAUAUAUCAUUGACAGAUAUUCAGGAUUUGUCCAGUAUUUCAUGUGAGCGAGAGAACUCUUGUAAGGAUAUAACUUAUAAAACACCCAGAGUGAGUCAUGCACCAACUAGUGUCAGCACUCCACUCAGCCCAGGGAAAAAAGUGUCAUCAACCAUCAAGAAAUGGAGAGACUGCCAUGAAAUUCCUCUGGAUACCUCUUGUUGGGCUACCCAGGAGACUUCCCUAACAGUGUCUAGUAGCUUCAUUACAGCCCGUGAGAAGGGAAAGAACUCAGAAACCCCCUUCCUUUCUUCAAAAACCUACUUCUCUGGAUUGACUGAGCCUAGUGGUUUGUCAUCACUCAGUGCUUCUUCACUUUUGAGAAAGGCCAGGAAAGAAUCUCAUAACCCAUUUCCUGCCACUCAGCAGAGCGACUUACGGAAAGCUGAUUCGAGCCCAGAUUUCUCCCAGGUAUCAGACCACUUUAUUAAUGAGCUGCCUCCACCAGCCCAGGAGCUACUUGAUGAAAUUGAAAAUUUAAAGCAGCAAGAUGCUCCCUAUCAGGACUUUGAGGAGAAAGGAUCCCAUACCCACAACAUGCCAAAGAAUGUUCUCACUCAAAUUAAUCCAGAAGAAAAAGAGGAGGAAGAAGAAAUUGAGAAUAAGGGGGAGAGAGAUCACAACUUAUCAACUAAAGAGAUAUUGAAUCUAGCGGAAGAAACAGAAAGGGCUCAUUCUACUCUUGAUGAUCUCUUAGAAAAAAUUCUCCAACCAAUUCCGGAGGAUUAUGAAGUCCAAGGAGAACCUCGGGAAUGCCUUGUCAGUUACAAAUCCUGAGGAUCCAAAACCCAGCUUAUGGCAGCGGCUGCCUUGGCCUUCUCCAUUCAGGGUAAUUGUCCUGGAUCAGAGCAGCGCACCUAAGUGAUCAAAGUAGAUAGCAUAUAAACCUUCAAUAAGUUGUUUGACAUCUUCCUCUUAUACGGCUGCAUGUUCCAGCUUGCCAGAGAUGGCCAAUGUCCUGUCAGAGAAUGGUGCCAACCCAAGUUCGUAGUGUCAUCAGCAGAUUUGUGUAGGAGAAGAGGAUCAGACUGAGAGGAAUAAUGAAACAGCACAUCCUAAGACCAAACCUGAGGAUCUGCUCAGCCAGUGUGUUCUGAACUCCCGUGGGUUUUUGAGAACAGCGCCUGCUGAGGAGUUUGCAGCUAAAUCAAACAACCUUGGUAUGUUUUGGAUUGGAGUGGUCCUAACCUAGUGAGAUGAGUGUUAAUAAGAGUCCAGCCUGAGAGAGAGAGAGACCAAAGCAGGCCUUCUCACACUCAUAGACUAAGAAUAUGUGAAUACAGGAAGCUGUUAACAGUUCUGUGCAUCGCCACAAACUUCUGAUUUGCAACUGGAGCUGUUUUUUUGUAAGAACACAAUCAUGCAGUUUGCAACAAACGAGAGCACAGCUAGCCAAGAUGAGUUAAGCAAUCAAACCAGUGCUUCAGCCGCUCACCUUUGGCGUUAAUUCCUAACACUACUCCACCUUAGCACAGAGAGAGAGAGAGUCAGUCAGUCAGUUCAUUCCACAGAGGUAAGCCAAGCUGUGCCAGUAAAGAUAGACAGAGAAGUCUGUAAAAGCAGCAAAGAGUCCUGUGAUACUUUAUGAACUACAGACGUAUUGGAGCAUGAGUUUUCGUGGGUGAAUACCCAAUUCGUCGGAGGCAUGCAGAGAAGUCUGUUACUGACACUCAUUCAACUAUCCAGCGAGAUGUAUGCAGUGUGACAUUGCAAAGUUUUCCAUCCUCCUUGGUAGCUAUUGGAAACAGCUGUUUAGAGGGGCAAGCGACAAGGGAGUCCUCACUCUCUCACACAGGUACAUUUUCUUCCUUUUUACCAUGGGUAGGUGGCAGCUACUAGUGAGCAAGAUCACUGGGUAGGUGAAAGCUUCUGGCUAGAUUAUCCCAGCCCCACUCACUUAGAGCUGGGCAUGGAGGAAGGAGUACAUCUUUCAAGCACUGCUAACAGGUGUGGCUCUGUCUCAUGCUCCCUUUAUGAUGCUGCCCCCCUCCUCUGAGUUUAAUGUAAAUUACAAGCGAUUUGUUCAUCUAAUUUGUUGCCAUCUUGAUUUAACAGGUCCCUUAGUGUAUGGGGAGGGGUUGGGCUAGGAUCUGGCCAAGAAAAGGAAACUCAGUUAAAUCACAUGGCAAAGUAUUCUGUGCUCAGAGCAGCAAACAUGGAAGCUGGAACAGCCUAUCCUUUUUUAAGGAUGGCCCAGACUGGGACUGCAAAUGCCCCUCUGAUUCCAAAGGCAUAAGGAGGUAAUGAACUCUCCUUGGCCAUAAAUCAUUACGGCCACAAACAAAAUAACCACUAAAUACUUCAAAGGUGGUUUGAAGCCUUUGCAUUUGACCAAGACAUAUUAAGCCUCCACUUUCACUCGUCUCUGACUUUCAGAAGAAAGGACUUUGGAAAUCAAGGUGAAGUGGAGACAGGCUUGUCCUACAGGAGAGUGGGAAGCCAGAGCUGAGUGUAAGGGCUUGUCUACCUGAAUGCUUAGUGCGUGGGAAUUACACCCGCCUGCCACACAAGUUCACGGGGGCACUUUAAUCUAGUCCCAUUUCAAAGCAAGGUAGCAAAAUGCACAACAGAAUUUGUGUGUGUGGCAGCAGGGUCCAUGUGGGGAGGCUAGUGUGUGCUAGAUUUCUACCUCUGCUUGCCACAAGCUAAGUGGUCAUAUAGACAAGCCCUUAGUUGAUCAAUGUGAAAGGGCACAUGCCCACAGCAGCUUUAAAC